This is a messenger RNA of Schizosaccharomyces octosporus yFS286, 1191 nucleotides long. Its product is annotated as rho family GTPase Cdc42. Gene Ontology annotation, molecular function: GTP binding; GTPase activity. The transcript is spliced from 3 exons. Lineage: Eukaryota; Fungi; Ascomycota; Schizosaccharomycetes; Schizosaccharomycetales; Schizosaccharomycetaceae. Gene Ontology annotation, biological process: small GTPase-mediated signal transduction. The coding region runs from base 158 to 736 and encodes 192 amino acids. The record is from RefSeq and is a predicted model, not a curated record.
UACCAGCAUCUUUCGAGAUUGUUAAUGGUUGGAUAUGACCGUCAUACUGGCUUUGCUUCUUACCUACAACCAACACCGUGUCUGUAAAGGGACUAAGGUUACCAUAUUCAUUUGAAUUUGCUUUUCCAAAGGAAAUUAGGAAUCAAUAUCAAGCAACAUGCCAACUAUUAAGUGCGUUGUUGUCGGUGACGGUGCUGUUGGUAAGACCUGCUUGCUGAUUUCUUACACGACAAACAAAUUCCCAAGUGACUAUGUUCCUACGGUUUUUGAUAAUUAUGCUGUAACUGUCAUGAUUGGUGAUGAGCCUUAUACUCUCGGCUUAUUCGAUACAGCUGGUCAAGAGGAUUACGAUCGCUUACGUCCUUUGUCGUAUCCUCAAACUGAUGUCUUUUUGGUUUGCUUUAGCGUUACUUCUCCUGCCAGUUUUGAAAACGUCAAAGAAAAGUGGUUUCCCGAAGUGCACCAUCAUUGCCCCGGUGUUCCUUGUUUGAUUGUUGGCACCCAGAUUGAUUUGCGUGAUGACCCUUCUGUUCAGCAAAAGUUGGCUCGUCAACAUAAGCACACACUCACUCACGAGCAAGGUGAACGUUUGGCUCGUGAAUUGGGUGCUGUUAAAUACGUCGAAUGCUCUGCGUUAACACAAAGAGGGUUGAAGAACGUAUUUGAUGAAGCUAUUGUGGCAGCGUUAGAUCCUCCUGUUCCUCACAAGAAAAAAACGAAAUGCCUUAUUAUGUAAUCUGUUCUUGGCCCUCAUUUAUGUCGACAUCUACAAAAUUUGGCGGUGCUUUAAAGUAAGCUUUAAUUAACUAUUCCUCUUAUGUAGCAUUAUAUUAUGCUAGCCAUUUCUGACAUCUACACCUUUAUAUGCGUUUCCCGUCUUCCCAUCUAUUAACUUCUUUGGUUUCCCCCUGUAUGUUUAACUGGGCAUUAUUUUUCUUUUCCGUUUUACCUGUUGACUUUGUUUGAUCUUGUCUGUAGUAUACUCUUUGUUGCAAAUACAGCAACGUUUCUUCCCAUGUUGACUAUAAGAAUUAGUUGAACAUUGAUAAUCUUAUAGAGUAUAACUUUCAUCUAAUUGUAUAAUUGGAAUUAUACGCUCUUUACUUUUAUUUUCGUUUAUGGGAAGGUGAACAAUUAUUCCUUUACCAACCAUCUUACUCGCACCAAUUAACAAGCUACAUUGCAGCCACA